Cucurbita moschata (crookneck pumpkin) is the source of this 708-nucleotide messenger RNA. Its product is annotated as transcriptional regulator SUPERMAN. Bases 1 to 708 code for a protein of 235 amino acids. The record is from RefSeq and is a predicted model, not a curated record. The transcript has a single exon. Lineage: Eukaryota; Viridiplantae; Streptophyta; Magnoliopsida; Cucurbitales; Cucurbitaceae.
AUGGCUACUAAGCUUGAGCUUGGAUUCCAACACGAUCCUUCUUUGCCUGAAACGGUUCGUGACGGGUGGAAUCUUAACGGUUUAAACCCUAUGCAAACUCCCGACGUCGUUACAGAUGCCGAUGACGAUGACUCGUGGGAAGUCAGAGCUUUCGCCGAGGACACUCGUAAUGUUAUGGGAACUACUUGGCCUCCUAGGUCAUAUACUUGCACUUAUUGUAGACGAGAGUUCAAAUCAGCUCAAGCCCUAGGAGGUCAUAUGAAUGUUCACCGCCGCGACCGUGCUCGCCUCCAUCAAGCUCCUCUGUCGAAUACAACGAAACCCUCUUCGUCAUCUUCCUCGAUUUCCAAUUCUUUCAUCAUCCCACCUCCUGAUUUUAAUGGUGGAGGCUUGUGCCUUCUCUACCAAUUCCCAAACCCUAAUAGUGUUAAUGGUGGGAUCAAUAUCCCUUCUCUUUUCUCCGUGUCCAAUCAUUCCUUCAAUAGCUUUUUGCCCUCCAUGGCGAUGUCUCGGGGUUUUCCAGUGAACGACCACCGUCUCAGAGGGCUCGGAGAGAGUAAUUUCUCUCGAUCUGAACAACAGUUCUCGACGUCCAUGGAAAAUGGAAACCAAGAACUUGAUCUAGAGCUCAGGCUUGGACACGGUCCAGAUUCGACUCGAACUCACAUCGAAAAUGGACAGAAGAUCUCUAAGAGAUCAUCAGAUUGA